Messenger RNA from Ostreobium quekettii, 2364 nucleotides. The record is from the annotation of a GenBank genome assembly. NCBI's taxonomy places the organism in Eukaryota, Viridiplantae, Chlorophyta, Ulvophyceae, Bryopsidales, Ostreobiaceae.
AUGGCGGCCGCAGCGCGGGGCAACAAGGACGAGCCGCGGCUGCUGGGCCUGCUGUUCGCUAGCAGCGGCGAGGCGGACAUGACUUUGGGCACGGAGGUCCAGGUCAGCGGCUCCGGGGACACCCCCACGGCGGAGACGCCCCCGGGGUCUAUCGCCGGCCACGGCGGGAUGCGGCAAUUCUCAGGACUGGCGGACGGGGGGGAUGACGAGGCGGGAGGUCGGCGGAGAUCGAGGGAGGAAGCCGUGAGGGAGGCGCUGGGGCGGGACGACGGGCUGCUGAUGCGCGCGCUGGCGCGCGACCGGGCCGGCGGGGCGGUGGGCAGGGAGGGCGCGGGGGCGGCGGAUCGCGGCGCGGGCGCCCGGGGGGAGGGGGGCAAGGAGGGGAUGACGCUGGGCUGCCUGGCGCUGCGGUUGCCCGGUGCGGAAGAUCCGGAACCCAAGGCAGGGGAACGGCGGCGGUCAGUGGAGGUGUGCUCGCCGCCGCCCCGCGCGCCCAGGGCGGGAGGCGGGCGCGGGAGGUUUCUGGAGGGGGAGUUGGGCGACCCGGAACCGGACGGGGAUUCAAAUUCGUCGGACGGGGAGUUUGAUCGGGCGCCGGACUCAGGCCUGGUGCUGUCCCGGCCCAACGCCAAGGCUGGGGGGGGUGGCGUCUGGGCCCUGUUUGGGGGGCCGGCCGGCCGGGAGGGCGCCGCGGGAGUCGGCAGAGAGGACGAGAAGGACGACGGCAAGAGCGCCAAGCUGUUCUACUCCCCCCCGGCCGGCCCCCGUGAGGCCAAGUCCAAGCCCGCCCAGCGGCGCAGGCGCGCCGCCAGGCCGGCGGCGCCCAAAGGCCCGAUCGCCAUCCCGGCGCCCGUGGCCAUCGCUGGGCCCAGGGAAGGCCUCUGUCCCCCCGGCGCCGAUGGCGGCGUUGCCGGCAGUGCCGAAGGCGGCGUUUAUGUCGUUGUUAACGGCCGGGGGGAAAGCGGCAUGGAUGGUGGCAUUGGUGAGGACGAGGAGGCUGCUGGAUCCGCGCCCUUGGGACCCGGUUCCCGAACCUGGGGCGCGGAAUUGGGGCGGGUGGCGGUCGGCACCGCAGCGGUGGCGUGGGAGGCGGCGCCUUCCAGCGGCGGCAAGGUCGACGGAGGCCUGCACGACGCCGAAUAUGAUCCGAUCAAGAAGACGUCCUCGAGGACGGGAUCGCCGUCCCAUCGGCCGGAGCCACCGCCGCUAUCCAACAACCCCUUCCGCCGCGCUGGCCUCAUCCCCCCGGACCCCGGGCCCCUACCACGUGCGGAUGCCCUGGACUCCCCGGACUGCCUGGACGACCCCGUGAUGCUGACGCCCAGGGACACCGUGCACCACGCGGCCAUCAUGAACCGCCUCAGCACGUCCACGCCCACGCCCAGCGUCGCGUCGUCGGCCGAGAACAAUCCGAUUGGCCGGGAGCCCGACCGCUACGCCAACCCGCUGGGCGCCUCGCCCCUGCGCAUCGCGGCGGGGCUGGAGGAAGACUGGACGCCGAUGUCCGAUCCCAUCAUGGCCGUGCGCGGGCGGGGCGACGCGGCGGUAGCGCCGAUCGCCUGGCCGCAGGCCGCCGGCGAUGCGAUCGAGGACCCCGGGACGGAUCCCAAUCGGAACAGCGCGGGGAUGAUCGACGAGGACGGCGGGAUCAAUCGGCGCCAUGCUCUGUCUACCUUUCGCGCGGACGUGGUGGUGCCCGAGACGCGCAGCUCGUGGGACUCGGGUGGCGCCUGGGACCCCCCGCGGGAUGCCGAAUCCGCAUCCGGAUCCAGGCAUGCCGUGUAUUCGUUCGCGUUCGUGGCCGCUCCCGGGGUCCCAACGCAGGAGGCUGCGCUCCGAGAUUCCUCCACGCCGAUCGGGGGCAGGGAUCGCGAGGCCGUGAUCGACGGCGGCGGCGAGGGGGAGGAUGCGGGCCCCGGUGGCGGGGAGGGGAGUCCGUCGCCGGAGGGGGGCGUGGCCUGGGGUCCGGCCGGGAGGCCGGCGGAGGAGGCGGCGGCGUCUGGCCCAGCCGAUACGCCCAACCUGUCGAUGUGCGAGAGGCGGCUGCUGGUGCCGGGGUCGCCGUCCUGGGAGUCUGACGACCGCCCUGAGUACCACCCUUCGGCUGCGCCGAUCGGCCUGUAUGGCGGCGCCAACCGCGGGCGCGCGUCGUUUGGCGUGCCUGGCGACCGACGGGAUAGCGUGAACCGUCGGGCGCGCCACAGGCGCACAAGCUGCGAGCUGGAGACCAACCCCAACCUCAAGAUGAAGGAGUGUGUUGGGCUGCUGGAGCAACGCAGGGCCAGCGGGGCGGUUUCCAGGGCAGUGGGCGGGGUGCGCCAGCGGAGCCUGCGCGCUCUGAGGCGGCUGUGCUGGCGGGCCUAA